Molecule: messenger RNA, 1092 nt
Organism: Mycotypha africana
Lineage: Eukaryota; Fungi; Mucoromycota; Mucoromycetes; Mucorales; Mycotyphaceae
Exons: 2
Coding region: 18-1052 (344 amino acids)
Biological process (GO): regulation of DNA-templated transcription
Cellular component (GO): nucleus
Molecular function (GO): transcription cis-regulatory region binding
Source: RefSeq, a predicted model, not a curated record
GAACUAGGUAUCAACCUAUGCCAAGAAAAAAAUUCACAAGGGAUGCUUCUUCUGGUGAAUCAUCGAAAACACCUGGAAGAUCUCUUUAUGCAUUGUCGUCCAAAAACGGUAUUAGUAAACACUCUGAACAUAUCGUUGCUGGUGAUUGUGUUCCUGAAGUAAAGAGCGAUGAAGUCCUUAGCGCUCCUGAAGGAACCCCUGAUGCAACGGAAGGAGAUAGUGAUGGUUUCAAUGAAGAUGAAACAGACGAUGAUAGAGAUUUUGGAUCUAUACCAAUAAGAUCACGUCAACGGUUCACUACUUCUGAAAAAAAGGAACUCGAAGAUUUUUAUCGAACUAACGAUAGACCUAACACUAAUGAGAAACAGAUGUUUGCAGACAGGUUCCGUACAACGCCCGGUCGCAUUCAAAUUUGGUUCCAAAACAGACGUGCGAAGCAAAAAAAGAUGGUCGAGGGAUCUAGCACUGAAAAAAUUGACAAUGGUUAUCCAAAUGAGGCUGAGAUUGGAAUGGAGCGAAGAGAAACUUAUGAUAAACGGCGAGCCAAAGCAGCCAAAUCAGCCAGCCCGGGCGAGGGUAGCCAUAACACAACGCAACACUAUUUAACAAAAAGGCGAAAAUCAAAUAUUGACGUAUUAAGAACUAGUCAGGAACAGCCUCACCUGCAAAACCUACAUAGCCUUCCCAUGAUGUCUCCAAUGCCGCAAUUUUCGUAUCUGCAACCAUUUGCAAAUCCAUACAAUAUGCCUCGAGACAGUAUGGUUCCCAACGCUGAGAUAGGUCCUUCGAUGUUUCCUCCACCUUUCCCAACGGAUAGAUUUGUCGUCACACCUCAUCCUGCAAUUGUCCGUUUACAGCAGGCAUACCCAGAUCAAAGACUCCCUAUAAACCCGGAAGAAGCGUACGUAGAUCCAAUUGACACCGAAAUAGGGCAUAAUCUAGGUGAGCAUUGUAGGGAAAUCAAUACGGAUGAUAUUACGCCAAGCCCAGUCAAGAAUUCUGAAGCCAAAACUUUAGGUUCAAGUCAUAAAGAGCCCCCAGAUAAAAUUUAGGUAUACAUAUUUUGAAAGCGCUUUUUCCCAACAACACUAG